Amphibalanus amphitrite is the source of this 5597-nucleotide messenger RNA. RefSeq names its product C-Jun-amino-terminal kinase-interacting protein 4-like. Gene Ontology annotation, molecular function: kinesin binding; JUN kinase binding; MAP kinase scaffold activity. NCBI's taxonomy places the organism in Eukaryota, Metazoa, Arthropoda, Thecostraca, Balanomorpha, Balanidae. The transcript is spliced from 32 exons. Gene Ontology annotation, cellular component: cytoplasm. The record is from RefSeq and is a predicted model, not a curated record. Bases 161 to 4078 code for a protein of 1305 amino acids. Gene Ontology annotation, biological process: vesicle-mediated transport.
ACAAAACAAGUGAUGCUGAAUGGUGAACUGUGAAGUUGCGUAAAAUCGAUAGUUGCAUUCGGGGUCGAGAUGGUUGGAAAAUGUGGUCGAUUUUAGGUCAUAGUCUGUGAAUUAUUUCUCAGUGAUGUUAAUUAUUUAGGCGAGACAUUAAGUUAUUGAAAUGGAGCAAGAAACUGUGUACGACUCGAACGAAGACUCGCACGUAGUCAUGUGCGAGAAAGUCCAAUCCCUAGCAGGGAGUGUUUACCAAGAACUGGAACGUAUGAUUGCAAAAUAUGAUGAAGAUGUGGUAAAAAAUCUUAUGCCACUAGUGGUCAACAUUUUGGAAAGUCUUGAUUUCGCUUAUACUGAAAACCAAGAGCAUGAAGUUGAGCUGGAGCUCCUUCGUGAAGACAAUGAACAGUUAGUUACACAGUAUGAACGAGAAAAGCAGCUUCGGAGAGCAUCAGAACAGAAACUGUUUGAGCUUGAAGAUCACAAUGAAGAACAGGUCAAACAGUCUGUUUCCAAAAUCGAAAGUCUUGAGUCCAUUGUGCGGAUGUUUGAACUGAAGACCAGAAAUGCUUCUGACCAUGUGGCCCGACUGGAGGAGAAGGAGGACACGAUGCGAAAGGAGUACGCCAAGCUGCACGACCGCUACACAGAGCUCUUCAAGACGCACAUGGAUUACAUGGAGCGCACCAAGAUCCUGCUGGGCACCGACCGUCUCGACCAGCUCAGCAUGCUGCGGCCGAAGGUGCCGCUGGGCGGCCUGCAGAACAACUCCAUGACCAGAUCUGCGGGGCCUCUGUCGUUCCAACUGCAGGGCAGCGAGCCCCGUCCAGCCGCGUCUGCCUCCGGUACUUCAGCGACCGCCGACACUAGCGCCCCUAGCGGCGACAGUGAGCACCAGCCGCACGGCCCCAACAGCCUCCAGGCUGAGAUCCAGGUAAAUGAUGCGGAGACGGCGAUGGAGCGUCACCACACGGCCGACAAAGGUCAGACCACCGACGUAACCAUGGGAACGCAUGACGCCGCGCCGAGCGCCACUAACACGCCAAGCGCCAACGCCUGGGACCGGGAGAUGUCGAUGGAUGACGUCACGCCGGACCACGAGGACAUGCCUUCAGACUUCAAGGCGCCGGCCCUCUCCAACACUACCAAACGCAGUGAACAUCGGUCUGCCAACAACCUGUACCAGGAGCUGAGUUUCCAGGACGCCACGCUGGAACCAGACGACGGAGGAGACGUCACCGGAGGCUGGGUGCACCCGGGCGAGUUUGCCUCCUCAGAGUCAGAUGACGAGGACGAGGGCCCGGGCCGGCGGUCGGCGACGGCGACACAGAAGCAUGCCAGCGAUAACUUUUUCGGAAUGGGACGGGAAGUGGAAAAUCUCAUCAUGGAAAAUAACGAGCUGCUUGCCACCAAGAACGCCCUGAACAUUGUCAAAGACGACCUAAUUGCCAAAGUGGACGAACUCACCGGUGAGCAGGAGAUUCUCCGCGAGGAGGUCAAGUCGCAGCAGACGGUGCGGUCCCGGCUGCAGCUGCGCGUCCAGGAGCUCGAGGACGAGCUGAAGAAGAUGAAGGAGGACGCAGAGAAGACCAGCAAGGAGACCACCGAGGAGGACGACAUCCCGAUGGCCCAGCGCAAGCGGUUCACCCGUGUCGAGAUGGCCCGCGUGCUCAUGGAGCGAAACCAGUACAAAGAACGCUUCAUGGAGCUGCAGGAGGCGGUCAGGUGGACGGAAAUGAUCCGGGCCAGUCGAAGCGACGGUCAGGGCAUCGACAAGAAGAGCAAACAGGGCAUCUGGAAAUUUUUCAGUAACCUGUUCAGUUCGACCGACUCUCGGCCGUCCAGUCGCGCUCUGCCCUCUGGUAACGUCCUGUACGACGCGCCGUCCAACUCCGUCAGCCCGGCCGAGCCGUCCAAGCGGCGCGGCGCGCAGGAGCGCAAACGAGGGCUGGACUUCCUCGACACGGAUAUUUCGUCGGAAAAGCUACAGCAGAGGCGUGCCACCGAGCGGCGUGAACAAUACAAACAGGUGCGCGCCCACGUCAAAAAGGACGACGGACGCAUGCAGGCCUACGGAUGGUCACUGCCCGCGAAGGUGCCCAGCGCGCCGGCCGCGGCGGCGCCUCAGGGCAAGACCGAGAGUCAGAAGUCGUCUCACGUGCCGGUGCCCGUGCCCGUCUACUGCCGACCUCUGAUGGAGAAGGAACAGGGCAUGAAGAUCUGGUGCGCGGCCGGCGUGAAUCUGACGGGCGGCCGGACGCGGGAUGGCGGCAGCGUGGUGGGCGCCUCGGUCUUCUACUCAGGAGAGUGCGCCGUGCCGGGCUCGCCGGUCGGAGAGGGCGACGAGGUCGAGCAGCUUAGUCGGCAGCUCAAGGAGCAAGAGCAGCUUCGUACCGAGAAUGAGACGUUGGACCAGAGCCUGUCCUCGCUGGUGUGGAUCUGCACGAGCACCCACAACGCUAGCAAAGUGACUGUGAUUGACGCCAACAACCCGGCCGAUGUUCUUCAGUCGUUCCCUGUCUGCUCGUCACAUCUGCUCUGCAUUGCCAGUGUGCCGGGCGCCAUGGAGUCUGAUUACGCAGUGGACGGAGAGCUGGCCAGUCUGACCACCGAGGAGCCCGCUCCGGCGACAGCGGCGGCCGGCGGCGGUGAUGAAGCGGACGGCGCUGGUCAGGAGGGCCGCAUGGCCACCAUCCGACUGGUGAGCUGUGCCACCGGAGAGACUGCCCCGCCGGCCAGCGGACCGCCCAGCGGCGUCAGCAGUACUGAUGAGAUCAGACCUGUCCUGCGGAAGGAGGUUAACACUGGGGAGAACGCGGCCGAGCGGCCAGCAGAGGACCCAGAGUCGGCGGCUCAGGCCGAGCGGCGACUGAUGACCUCUCCGACCGAUGACAUUGUCAAGGAUGGCCUCACUGACGGCAUCAGUGAGUCCCACAUGGGCCAGGAGGAGGAGAAGAUGUCGAGCGUGCUGCCCACCAUGUGGCUCGGCUCGCAGUCGGGCUGCGUCUACGUCCACUCGGCCAAGGCCCAGUGGAAGCGCUGCAUUCACUCCAUUCGACUCAAGGACUCGGUGCUCAGCAUUGUUCACGUGAAGGGUCGCGUGCUGGCCUCGCUGGCCGAUGGUACGGUGGCCAUGUUUCACCGCGGGCCCGACGGCCAGUGGGACCUGACCAACUACCAUCUGCUCGACCUGGGCCAGCCGCAGCACAGCAUCAGGUGUAUGACAGUGGUGCAGGACAGCGUGUGGUGCGGCUGUCGAAACCGGGUGCAUGUCAUCAACCCCAAGACCAUGCAGGUCCAGACGUCGUUUGACGCCCACCCGCGGCGCGAGUCGCAGCUGAGGCAGAUGGCCUGGCUAGGUGACGGCGUCUGGGUGUCGAUCCGACUCGACUCGACAUUGCGUCUGUACCACGCGCACACGCAGCAGCAUCUGCAGGACGUCGACAUCGAGCCCUACGUCAGCAAGAUGCUCGAUGUGUCCGGUGUUGCAGGCACCGGCAAGCUGGGCUUCUCGUUCGUGCGUAUCACGGCGCUGCUCAUCUCGUCGAGCCGGCUGUGGAUCGGAACAGGGAACGGCGUGGUCAUCUCUGUGCCGCUGAACGCAGACGGCUCGGCGUCUCGACCGCCGGGCGGCGCCGGCGGUGGCGGCGCCGGCGCCGGCGCGCCCCGUCUCCCCGGCGGCGUGGUGCGGGUCUACUCGGACGCUCGCGGCGAGCAGCUCACGCCGGCCAGCUUCAUACCGUACUGUCACAUGGCGCACGCGCAGCUCAGCUUCCACGGGCACCGGGACGCCGUCAAGUUCUUCGUGGCCGUGCCAGGCUCGGGCGGCCUCAGCUCCGCCUCCCAGACCGCCUCGACCGCCGGCGGGUCGGCCGCCGCCUCCUCCGCCGAACAGAAGCCGCGCUCACUACUGGUCAUGUCUGGAGGCGAGGGUUACAUCGACUUCCGAAUCGAUGAGGACGCGCAGGAGACGGCCAGCCACCUAAUCAUGUGGCAGCUGACUGACGACGUGUGUCACGUGACCUCUGACGUCACCACCCCACCACCGACCGACGGGCGGGCGGCCGAGGCGGCGGCAUCAUGAGAGGCCGAGGAGGAAGAGGACCUGGAGGAGUCAGCCGACAAGCCGCGCUCUCUGUCUCGCGGCGAGCGCUCCCACCUGAUCGUGUGGCAGGUGUCCGUACCAGACUAGUCACCCGACGAGCCGCCUGGUUGAAGGCUUGUCGACAUACGAGUCGCCUGGUUCGCGACUUGUCCUUUGACGAGCCGACCAGACGGGUCCGGUUCGUCGCCGGCUGGCGUGUUCGUGUGCGUGUGUGCGUGUAUUUAUUGCAAUUGUCGGGACGUUUUAGUAGUGAUUCGUGGCUUAUGCGGACGCCCGUUGGUGAUAUGGACUGUGCGGUCGCACGCUGACCUGCGCGGUAACCCGUGCGCACUGUCACGGCACGAUUGGACAACUAGGCAGCAUUGUGCAGCGUCACGCUACAAUGAUGAAUUUUUUUCACUUUGCCUUCGGUGUAGCAGUCGGGACAGGCAGCGGCCCAUGACGGUCGGGUUUUAGCGAAAAAGUGUGUGGGGGUGCGCGCGUAUGUGUGUCUGUGUUCCAUUGAAGUGCAUGCAAUGCGUUGUGGUAGGAGGGCAGGCGGCACGCUCUGGUCUAGUCGGAGGUCGGAGGUCGAGCGCCGGCCGUGAGUGACCUCGUGACCCGGUGAUUGCCCGAGGCUAUCGCGGCGCUGGGCUGUUAUAUUUAUUCUUAAUGGACUUAUUUAGCUGCAGAGUACGGGUGGAUCACCCGAACGUCGGUCAGGCAGGCGCGAACGGCGGUGGACACGGUGUGGGACGUGUAGCUGCGGCUGAUGGCGGCGCGCACGCGGUCCUCCAGUGGCCGCACACUCAGUCAUACGGCUCGGUCUAGGCUGCCGCGGAUGUGGGCUUUUCAGCAGGGCGGUAUGAUUCAGGUUUCGGCCGACAAUCGUCGAUGAGCCGGGGGACUUUUGGCCCGUCCCCCGGCAAGCCUACGCUUGGUGUCGGCUCCACACGCCUGGUUGACCCGUUCCGACCCCGGCGCGGACCGCCGGGAUGGGGCCUGGUCCGUGUUGGGGUCUCAUUCCCGCGUCCCCAGGCCGGGAUACCCGGCGCGUGGCGCGUGCGUGCCCCGAAGGCUUGACCUCCGCGACAGCUGGGCUGUUGUUGGUUGUUUGAUUUGGAUAUUUUAUGCGUUUUAAUGUGUCCGGCGCGGUGCAAUCUAGUGUUACACGACGCGCUGAAGUGUGCUCUCUGGCAUGGAGGGGUUGCAAAACCUAACGGAGAAAUGUAUCCAACUGCUUACUCAAAACUGUGACGGGCUUCACUAAACAGAAUCUACGCACUCCCGAUCGUUUGAAGUCAUGUACGCAUUGUGGUGCAGAGAUCUGUAUCUACAGCCUGGAUGUCGUCGGCUGGCUUUUGAUAACGGUCUGUGUAGGUUGAAUUUGUACAUCGAGCUCUGAUGUUCGUGAGUGGGGUGAUUCUGCUUCUCGGUCAGAAUCGUAGCCUAUGUAUCCGAGGCCUAUGCGCACGCUAUGUAACAAACGAUACAGUGAAAAUAAACGCGGUUGCGUUCA